UUAUAUAAUCUACGCCUCUUCCUCAUUCACAAACCCCCCCCCCCCCCUCUCUCUCUCUCUCUCUCUCUCUCUCACAUCUUUGCACGAUGCACCAAGCGAUCCCUUAUAGUCACAGAACAUAUUUCCCGACCACCGACGGUCUGUCGCGUCAUCCAAGGGAUACUCCAACCACCAGCAGCAACGGCGGAGGAAGCGAGGCCGAAGACGCCACAAAUGUGGGGAAAACGGUGUCGGAGAAUGCGGUCAUGGUUGUCGGCCGACGUGGGUGUUGCAUGUGCCAUGUCGUUAAGCGGUUGCUACAAGGUCUCGGCGUGAACCCCCCUGUUUUCGAGGUCGACGAGAAGGACGAGGUGGCUGUCACAAGCCAACUGUUGAGAAUCAUGGGUGCCGUCGAGGAUGGACAAGACGGUCAGGUACAGUUCCCGGUUGUAUUCGUCGGGGGCAAGCUAUUUGGCGGGCUGGAACGAGUCAUGGCUACUCAUAUUUCGGGUGAAUUGGUACCCAUCUUGAAGCAAGCCGGGGCUCUUUGGCUUUGACGUCUGAUUUGGAACUUUUUUCUAUUUGGUUGUUUUUUUCCCCACUUUGUGUCAUGCUAUGUUCCUUCUCAAGAAUUUUGGGAGCUGAUAGGAAUGCAGGGUUUAUAUGUCUCUUUGGAAUUGGAAAGGAUACGUGUAGAUUAAUGGAGUUUUAAUUUUGGGUCGUUCAUGUGAA
This is a messenger RNA of Juglans microcarpa x Juglans regia, 711 nucleotides long. RefSeq names its product glutaredoxin-C9-like. The transcript has a single exon. The record is from RefSeq and is a predicted model, not a curated record. Lineage: Eukaryota; Viridiplantae; Streptophyta; Magnoliopsida; Fagales; Juglandaceae. The coding region runs from base 87 to 536 and encodes 149 amino acids.